This is a messenger RNA of Mycetomoellerius zeteki, 2409 nucleotides long. RefSeq lists its product as uncharacterized. Lineage: Eukaryota; Metazoa; Arthropoda; Insecta; Hymenoptera; Formicidae. The record is from RefSeq and is a predicted model, not a curated record. Bases 144 to 1160 code for a protein of 338 amino acids. The transcript has 7 exons.
AGGCGAGACGCGACGAAUGGCGCCUGGCAGCAUGGGCCGCGUUCUCUUCCUUGAUCCUCCCGAUACUCAAGCUGCGUUCUAUCGCGCUAACGAGGAGACAGACAAGCCGUCCAAGUUACAGUCACGAGUACUUGGUAUGCACGAUGGAGAAGGCCGUAGCAAACUCUUCAUUUCAAAGUAAGAUCGGAGACAAUAACCAUCAGAUAGAUGAAAGAGAUUUAAAUCCGACAUCGCAUUGUAAUGAAGCUCCUGCUAUGCAACAGCAGGCACAGUUUACGUGUUCUCUAUACAUUUCGCGUGCUGGCAGCUUUCAAGACCAAGGUCACAGAGUCCAAGAUUGCGAACUGCUGCGAACUCAUCUCGAAGAAGCUAUUGCCGCUUCAGAACCGCUAUCGACGUGGCGUGUCUCUGAGACUCCAUGUGGUCUCAUUGCUGCUUUCGUACGAGAAAAUGACGCCGAGAAACUCUUGCAACGCAGCGACUUAGCUCGAGUGUUUGGAGGACCAGUACAAGUAGCACGAUUUUCGGCAAGAGAUUCUCGAUAUCACCAAGCCGUGCUUCUGAGAGACGUGCCAUGGGCUAUACCGCUGCAGGAUGUAAAUUCAGCUUUGGCUAGGCAAGGAAUUAUCGCAGGAAAUGUCGAACGUUCUCGACAAUUCGUUCGAGUAGAGGUUUUUGAUGCGGGUCAUUACGAAGCCUUAUUACGUCAAGGUCUAGACUUUUUCGAAGUGGCUCGUUUCAAUGCUGUUCCAGAACGCUGGUGGCGAGGCGGCGGUAUACCCUCACGAUACGCGAACGAUGGAAAUAAUAUUCCACAAGCGUAUCAAGAAAAUAUAUCGCAAACGGCGGACAGCGUAUUGCAAUGCUACCGAUGUCAGGGUUUCUGGCAUGUGGCCGCUAAUUGCCGACAUUUGCCACGCUGCGUUCGCUGCGGCGAACCACACAGCGUUGAAUUUUGCCCGAGGCCGCGGAAUAACCCUAUAUGUUGCCAUUGCUCCGGGCCCCACCACGCCGGAUAUAGACAGUGUCCAGUCAGAUUGCAGCUGUCUAAUGCGACUCCCGUAAGCAUUACGUUGAGCACGAGUGGGGUUCAAUAUCCAGCGAGUGCUACGAAUAAAUCGAAUCCCUCGUGCCACUCUCUAAGACAAGGCCACUGUUAAACAACAUCGUUUAUAGAGUAAAAUUAUAGAGAAACAUCGGUCUUAUUAGCAUCCUUUUCGAAAUGUCAAUGAAAGCGCGUAACAUCUCUACAUUGCAUAACGAUUCCAUUAUGAGUCACGAGUGAAAUUUAGAGAUUUGCAAUGCCUUUCUAUAAAAUGUGGGAAUACGUUAUUCGCAUCGUCAUUGCGUACAAUAAAAAUGCUUCUAUAGAGAUGCUAUCUCGACCGCAAAAAAUUUGCAAACAGCAUAUAUUUACGUAACAUAUAAGCAAGAUACAUUUUUUAUGAUUUUCAUUUUUAAGACGCUGUCGCUUUUUCAGACACUAUUGUGUCUUGUUCGUGUCAUUUUUUUAGACUUUUAUGCAAAAUAUAUUGUUUUUAUAAAUGUCAAAUGUCUUUUAACGAAUUGUUUGUUUAUGAUGUGGGGUAAUCCGAUAAAAUGCCACUUUGCUUUUUUUUUUCCAAGUUAGGAUUUUGUAAACUUGCAGUUAUUACCCGUAUUCCGCCGUUUCGUCCCACUUUCUUUGCCCUAGUCCUGCGAAUGUAGGUCUCCCCACUAGUGUCUGUCACUGCUACCACCAGGUAAUACCUCGAGAUCGUGGGAGGGAGUUGUACGCGGAUGUCAUACUAGCGCUAACAUAUUCAGUCGUUCGAUCGGCUACUAGUUCGGUUUGUCCACCUAAUAGAUAGUGUUUUGUAAUUAUGGACACAUCGUUCGCGCGCGGGAAAUCCUACCAAUCAAUCAGUUCUAGCCAUCGGUCAAAUUAAGGGUGUCAAUUCCAUUUUUUAAUGGACAAUUUUUGCGUGGAAAAAGUAUUUUCGCAAAAUUUUCUACUGUUUUUCUUCCAUAAAAAUCCAUACAUAUAUCAUGUAUCAAAUAACAUUUCAAGUAACACGACGGGAAUCUUCUUCAAAAGAUCAUUAUAUGUUUCUGCAGAUGGCUAGAUAAUGUUCGUGUUUGUACGAGGACUUCAAAUAAAGAACUUUGUGCAUCGUAAAGACAAUUCUAAAACAUGUGAUAUGAAGAAUUUAAGAAACUAUAAAACCGCGUAUUGUGCGGCAAUUACAAAGGUGUUGGAUUGCACGAGUUCAUUUAUACACACAUGGCACACCACAUUAUUUUCAAAAAAUAUAACAAAUGGAACGAAGAUAUGUGGAGAUCUACAAUAAAUUGACUUCUCUCAUUAAUUAUUGAUUGAUGGCAUAAAUCACUUGCGGUGUGCAACCACUCUCUAGAUGCAAAUAUAUU